Molecule: messenger RNA, 308 nt
Organism: Ilex paraguariensis (yerba mate)
Lineage: Eukaryota; Viridiplantae; Streptophyta; Magnoliopsida; Aquifoliales; Aquifoliaceae
Source: the annotation of a GenBank genome assembly
GAACUGGAUAUCCGAAGGUUUUGAAGAUUGAUGUGCGUGGUGAAUUAGUGGAGGGAAACAUUAUUAGGGGCCAUGUGGAGGUUGCGUGGUGUGGCGGGACCCCUGGGAAAGGUGUUUCGAGUUGGUUAAGGAGAAGAUGGAAUGGCAGCCCAGUAGUAAUUGUUGGUGCAGAGGAUGAGGAAUAUCAGGUGACUUUAGAUGACUUAGAUUCGUGUUUGGUAUAUAUGUACACACCUAUAACCGAAGAAGGUGCCAAAGGGGAACCUCAGUAUGCAAUUACAGACUAUGUGAAACCAGGUGCGAGAUGA